This is a messenger RNA of Penicillium longicatenatum, 855 nucleotides long. Its product is annotated as short chain dehydrogenase. The transcript is spliced from 10 exons. Gene Ontology annotation, molecular function: acylglycerone-phosphate reductase (NADP+) activity; triacylglycerol lipase activity. Gene Ontology annotation, biological process: phosphatidic acid biosynthetic process; triglyceride catabolic process. The record is from RefSeq and is a predicted model, not a curated record. Gene Ontology annotation, cellular component: endoplasmic reticulum; lipid droplet. Bases 1 to 855 code for a protein of 284 amino acids. Lineage: Eukaryota; Fungi; Ascomycota; Eurotiomycetes; Eurotiales; Aspergillaceae.
AUGACAACACCGCGAUAUGCAUUAGUUACUGGAUGUGGUGAAGGUGGUAUUGGCCACGCACUUGCUAUGCGGUUUCGGGAAGAAGGUUUCAUUGUCUUCACGACCUUGCUCCCUCAUGAGAAACAGGAACAUCUGAAAUACCAAGGAUUCCAUGUCUUCAACUCCGACGUGACCAGUGACAAAGACACCGAAGUCCUCCUAGAACACAUUCAGAAUCUUUCUGGCGGUCGACUAGAUGUGUUGGUCAAUAAUGCAGGCAUUUGUUAUACCAUGCCCGCGACUGAUACCAAGGUUCACGAAGUGGAGAAGAUGUUCGCGGUGAAUGUCUUUGGCCCAAUGCGGAUGGUCCAUUUCUUCCAUCCUCUGCUCGUGCGGUCAAAGGGCGUUGUGGUCAACAUUGGGUCAAUAGGCGGCAUUGUACCCUACAUUUAUGGAGCGAGCUACAACGCCAGCAAAGCCGCUCUUCAUCACUAUGGUAAUACAUUGCGUGCAGAACUAAAACCUUUUGGAGUCCGAGUAAUCAAUGUGAUCUCUGGUGAGGUUGGGACCAAUAUUCUCCGUCGCGAUGCAAAGCGGUCCCUUCCAUCUGACUCACUUUACCUGCCUCUGGCUGACGAAUUUCUGAGCCACGUCCAGCGAACACCUAAUACAAUUACUCCAGCUCAGUACGCCGCCGCUGUUGUGCGAGAAGCCCAGAAGUCCCGGCCAGCAGCUUGGUUCUGGUACGGGGCACGGACUGGAAUGUGCCGAUGGGGCGACAUGUUCCUACCCCGCACGCAUUGGGACGGACUAUUUGCCAAGUGGUUCCACUUUGAGAAGUUGAAACGUAUCCAAACAGACAAGCCAACCGCGUGA